This is a messenger RNA of Aphis gossypii (cotton aphid), 2874 nucleotides long. It is a transcript of the gene ktub, whose product is annotated as protein king tubby. NCBI's taxonomy places the organism in Eukaryota, Metazoa, Arthropoda, Insecta, Hemiptera, Aphididae. Gene Ontology annotation, cellular component: cilium. Gene Ontology annotation, biological process: protein localization to cilium. The transcript is spliced from 9 exons. The record is from RefSeq and is a predicted model, not a curated record. The coding region runs from base 284 to 1513 and encodes 409 amino acids.
GUCCCCCAUGAUAUGAUUACAUGUUAAGAAUUUAAGAUUAUUUAAUAUUUAUGAAUAUUAUAAUUUAUAAUAAUAAAAUAUUAAUUUCAUUAAGUUAAAGAAUAUUUAAAUUUUUAAUAGAGAUUAUUAAAAAAUAGUUACAACGGUUUAAUGUUUUCAGCUUAAUGUUAUUAACAAGUUUUUUUUCUUACUUCAGUUCAUGAGUCUUGUAGAACGUGUGACAUCUUACGAUUUUUGGUAUUUUUUUGUUGUUUUGCAUUUGUGACAUACAUACAAUUCAAUUAUGUCUGCUACUACUCGGAACAUUCGUCACCAAACACUGGAACAACAAAAACAACUAUUGGAAAUGAAGAUGAGGCAGGUCAGACAAACUCCACAGAUAAUAAAAGCAUCAGAUAAUGUCAUGCCAAGUGCAAGAAUAAGGCCUAAAUCUGCUAGGCCACUAGAGAUGAAUUGUUAUGAUGGUCCAUUAACAUAUGCUAUGAUGAAUUGCAGUCCAGACUCCAGUGAUAUAUUAGGUGUAUCAAGGCAUUCUAUUAAUCAUGAUGUUAUUGAAGAUAUGAGAAAAGAAGUAGCUGAGAUGACUGUUGACGAACGUAGGGUAUCUGAAGAUACUGAAGAUGAAGAAUCUUGUUCUAUUUCUCCAGUUAAAAAUUUAAGUUCAAUACACAUUAAAGAAAACAGCCCAUUUAUUUAUCCUUCUUCGACCAUUACUGAUACUAAUGAAUUGGAAGGAGAUGUGUAUGGAAAUUUAGAUACAUUUGUCCUGGAACCUGCCGCCCAAGGUGUUCAUUUUAAAUGUCGUAUAACUAGAGAUAAAAAAGGCAUGGAUCGAGGGUUAUAUCCUACUUAUUAUUUACAUUUAGACAAAGGAAAUGGAUCAAAAAUUUUUUUAUUGGCUGCUCGUAAACGUAAAAAAAGUAGAACAUCAAAUUAUCUAAUAUCAACAGAUCCAACUGAUUUAUCUAGAGGAGGUGAUUCAUUUGUUGGUAAGCUUAGAUCAAACCUAAUUGGUACUCAGUUCACUGUCUAUGAUAAUGGUACGUCACCAUAUAAGUCGUCUGUAGAAGGAGUUCAGGAAAGACAAGAAUUAGCAGCUGUAGUAUAUGAAACAAAUGUGCUAGGAUUCAAGGGACCGCGUAAAAUGACUGUUGUCAUACCAGGUAUGAAUAAAAACCACCAAAGAGUUAAAGUCGCCACUACUGAUAACUAUAGUUCACUAUUAGAAUGUUAUCGAACAAAAAAUAUGGAUGAUCUGAUAGAAUUACAUAACAAAACACCACAGUGGAAUGAAGAAACUCAAUCAUAUGUUCUUAAUUUUCAUGGGCGAGUUACACAGGCUUCAGUUAAAAACUUUCAAAUUGUUCACGAUAAUGAUGUUGAUUACAUUGUCCUGCAAUUUGGUCGAAUUUCAGAUGAUCUCUUUACAAUGGAUUACAGAUAUCCAUUGUGUGCAAUGCAAGCAUUUGCUAUCACUUUAAGUAGUUUUGAUAGCAAAUUAGCUUGUGAAUAGUUAUAAUACAUUUUACUUCAAUUUUAAAAUUCUAAAAAUUCAUCAAGUUUUGAUUUUAAAUCUCAUACUUAAUGAUUUUAGUUAACUAUAAUUUUUUUUAUUUCCUUUCACCUACUUAUUUAUAUUUUUGCACCAAAAAUUUCAAUUUAUUCUAGUCUUUAUUCAUUACAUAUUAUUAUUUAGUAUUUUUUAUGUGUUAAAAUUAAAUUUAUAAUUUUUAAUGAAUGCCAUGGAGUAAUUAUAUUAUUUAAAAAUUGAAUCCUUUUUUAUAUUAUUAUUUAAUGGAAUAUUAUGAUAUUUAUUUACAUUGAUUGUUUGAACACUGCCAUUAAUAAUGUUAACAUUAUGAGCUGAAAAGUUUUGAAUAAAGGUUGUUUUAAUGUAAUAUUUACUACUUAAAAUUGUACUGUGCUGGAUAAAUAUUUCAAUACGAGUAUUAUUAUUUUAUUUUGUAUUAAUAUUAUAAAUUUCUUUUUUUAAUAAUUUUAAAUCUCAUAUUUUAAAUUAAACACCUUUUAAUGUUAUUGUUACUUAAAAUUUGUAACUUACCGAAACUGGUAUUUUAUUUUGUUGUUAAUUCAUUCAAGUUAAAUUAUUAAUUAAUUAUAAGAAUUAUUUAUAAGAUAUUUUUCAAUUUAAUUUUGGCUGGUUAAAGCAUUAAAAUAAUGGGGGAGGGGGGGCUAAAUUAUUUGGUACAUACAAAAUAAUAGAGAAAAUAGUCUUCACUUAUAAAUAUGCAGGUGCAACACAGAAAUACUGUUGAUUAUAAAUUAUAAGGUUUAAUAUCCAUAGAAAUAUGCCAAUUCAAUUAAAAAAAAAACUAUGAUUUGUGUUCCUAAAAAUAUUUAUUUUUAUUAGUUCAUUUGUCCUUUACUAGUCUAUGUAUACUCAUAUACUCUAUUAUUUUUAUAUUAAAUUAAAUAAUGACAUUAACUUAGGUAUUCUAAUUUUCCCAAAUCAAAUUUUAAAUUAUUCUUAUGCAACUUAGAAUGUACAGUAUACAAUCUCUGCAUAUUUGUUUUUACUUUUAUAAAAUUGUGUAUUAGUAAUAUUUUAUUAUUUAAUACAUUUAUAUAAACUGCGGCAAUUUUUAUAUCAUACAUUAUUUUGAUUAAUAAAUAAUUUUGUUAUGUUUAAGUUUUGUAAUUGUCCUCAUAUCACAAAUAUCACAUAUCUAUUUUGCACUAAUUGUACCAACUAUACUUUAUAUUAGGCUAAUUGGUAAUUGUGUAUACAAACAAAAGUGCCUUACACUUGUGCCUUACAUUACUAAAUAAUUAUACAUUUUUUUAAAUUAUACAUCAUAUUGUUUAUGUAAAUGUUUAAUUGUAAAAUAAAUAAAAAGUAUUAAAAAAAACUAA